CUAUGGUAUCUCCUAGACCAGUUCUUCUCAUGGCCUACUGUUACCAAGGUGGAGCUUGGAUUCUCGGAUCUCCGCUUUCCACAGAUAACUGUUUGUAACGUCAAUGUGUUACAUAAAGGGAAUCUUGCUAAGUAUGCUGGUGCCGAUACGCUGAAAGAGUUAGUGAACAAAAUGAAACCAGAGAACGUCGCAGCGAAUCAGUUCAAUCCAAAUUGGGAUCCGUAUGAAAAUAAAUCACCUGGUAACGCAGACCAGACGCAAGGUCCUUCAUCUGUUAAUGCAGGUCAAACGCAAACUUCUUCAUCAGUGAAAGCUGGCCCGACGCAGACCAUGCAAGAAAGCACUACUAAAAGUGUUCCACCCAAUAAUCAAACACGUCGUAAGCGGUUUGUGGACACGUACGGGGAUAUUGACCCCUCAAAGUACGACCCAAACAAACCGCCUUCGCCCCCUCCGCUGGACAAAGAGUACGAUGGAAAGAGGGACUCACAGGAAGAGAUAGACCUCGCCUUUAGUACGCUCUACAUGAAUAUAAAUAGGAUUGACCGGGCUCGCCUCGGACACAACAUCAGCCAUAUGCUUCUCACCUGCACUUUCAACGGCCGCGUCUGUGACGCGGGGAUGUUCCGCCAUCACGGCACGGUCGAGUCCGGUAACUGCUGGACGCUCGACAAUGACAAGUUUACCGUGAUGGCGCCUGGACCAGAAGGGGGCCUGAAACUCGUGCUGUACAUGGAGGUCAUGGAGUACCUAGAGGGAAUUACGACCGGAUACGGAGCCCGAAUACAGGUGCACGAGCCGGGCACCUAUCCGUAUCCCGUGCACGAGGGAAUGCACGUGCCCGCAUCCAUGGAAACAUCCAUUGGGCUCAAACUGAUCACGGUCGAGCGUCUGAACGGAACAUACGGGGACUGCGAGUGGGGCGCGGAUUUCCAGGCCAAGUACGGGGUUAGAUACACAAGGCGCGCAUGCUACUCCGCGUGCGUGCUUGAGGAUAUCGUGAGCACGUGCGGUUGCCAUAGCGAUGAUGCAGAAUACUAUGCACAACGCCUAAACGACUCGCUGCGACGGUGUCGAUCUUUAAAUGAGACGACGUGUCAAGCCGGUGUUGAACGCCGCUAUGAGACGAUGGCAUCUCGGUGCGAAUGCCCGAACCCUUGCAAUGAGACUGUAUACGACAAAAGUGUGAGUCAGCGACAAUGGCCCACAGACGACUACGCGAAAGUGCUGUUGGAAGGCGUGUGUAAUAUGGACAAGGAGAAAUGCAAGAAUCUCAGAACAAAAUUGGCCGAUCAACGGGCUCUUUCAAACAAUUUCCUACGACUGAACAUCUACUUUGAAGAUUUGAAUUUUGAGAUGAUAAAGGAGUACCCUGAAAUCGAGUGGCAGCAAUUCCUGUCGGACGUAGGUGGCGCAAUUGGUCUGUGGAUCGGCCUCUCCAUGCUCAGUCUCUGCGAAGUCGCGCAGCUCCUCGUAGAACUUUGCAACUUUGCGGUCAGCAAGGCCGCUUGUGAGCGCCGACCGGAUGGGAAACAACGUGAGGAACGCUACCACUCGGCCUCCUAUGCAAGAAAACAGCACAAUCACAUCAACCGUAAACGGGACUACUAUGCGACCACUUCCGACUAUCAGUACAACUACAGCGACCGGAAACGUGGAUUCAAUGACCAGUUGCAAGACAUGAAGUUUGCUGUUAAAAUUCCAGACGCCCAUUUGAAAAGAAGCUCUGAUGGUUUGCAAAAUAAUGGAUAUAGUGCUCCGUUUUAAAAUGCACUGAACGAUACCUUCUGUGUAGUUACUUCUCCGUUAAGGAUUGACUGGAUGCGAUUCUUCUGUAUGAAAAGGCUAUUUAAAGGGGUAUGAACUUUGGGAUUUCCAAUGGGUAUUGAAAAGGGUAUAAACCUAAGUCUUUCCAAUGGGUAUUGAAAAGGGUAUAAACCUUAGUCUUUCCAAUGGGUAUUGAAAGGGGUAUAAACCUUGGUCUUUCCAAUGGGUAUUGUAAGGGGUAUAAACCUUGGUCUUUCCAAUGGGUAUUGAAAGGGUAUAAACCUUGGUCUUUCCAAUGGGUAUUGAAAGGGGUAUAAAUCUUGGUCUUUCCAAUGGGUAUUGAAAGGGGUAUAAACCUUGGUCUUUCCCAUGAGUAUUGAAAGGGGUAUAAACCUUGGUCUUUCUAAUAGGUAUUGAAAGGGGUAUAAACCUUGGUCUUUCCAAUGGGUAUUGUAAGUGGUAUAAACCUUGGUCUUUCCAAUGGGUAUUGUAAGGGGUAUAAACCUUGGUCUUUCCAAUGGGUAUUGUAAGGGGUAUAAACCUUGGUCUUUCCAAUGGGUAUUGAAAGGGGUAUAAACCUUGGUCUUUCUAAUGGGUAUUGUAAGGGUUAUAAACCUUGGUCUUUCCAAUGGGUAUUGAAAGGGGUAUAAACCUUGGUCUUUCCUUUUCAUCGUUCUAUAUGUAAAUGGAUAUUAAAUUUGGCAAAUUUUUACAGACGAAAUGUGCAUAAAGAUGUAGCAAUAUUAUUUCAUAUUUUAGAACAUCUUAGAAUUUUUUCAUAGAGUAAUAUAGUUCCAUACUAAGAUUUGAACAAUAUCAUUUAAAGGACCCGUUAAAUGCUUGCAGACGACUAAUAAGCUUUUUGUAUUAGAUGUCUACAAUAUAAACGUUAUUUAGAAUUGCCUUACUCUCGAUCAGGUAGAAAAUGCGAAUACUAGAUAUCGCAAUCUGUAAAAAAUUUUGACGUUCGUAUUAUACACUAUAGAAAUUUACAUCACCGUUUUUUAGCUUUUCGUCGGUCGUGCGUCGCCCGUCGUCAACAUUUUGCAUUGUUAAUACUCUAGAGGCUACAAUUGUUGUCUGAUAUUCAUGAAACUUGGUCAAAAGAUUUGUCCCAAUUAUAUAUUGGUCGAGUUCGAAACUGGAUCACGUGAGAUGAAAAACUAGGUCACUGGGUUAAAUUUAAAAAAAAGCUAGUCAAUACUCUAGAAAUCACAUUUAUUGACCAUCUUUAUGAAACUUGGCCAUAGCAUUUGGCUUAAUGAUGUCUCAGCUGAGUUCGAAAAUGGUUUCGUUGGUUGAAAAACAUUGCCGCCAGGUUUCCUUAGAUUGCUUUAGUAAAAAAACCUUGCUAACACUAUAGAAGUCACCAUAUGGUCCAAUCUUCAUGUAAAUUGGUCAGAAUAUUUGUUCUUAUGAUAGCUCGGAUGAGUUCGAAAAUGGUUCCGGUCCGUUAAAAAACAUGGCCGCCAGGGGGGCGGGACAGUUUUCCUUAUUUGGCUAUAGUAAAACCUUGUUAGCACUCUAAAAGUCACAAUUAUGGCCCGAUAUUCAUGAAACUUGAUCAGAACAUUUGUUCCUAUGAUAGCUCGAUUGAGUUCGAAGAUGGUUUCGGUCCAUUAAAACAUGACAGCCAGGGGGCGGGGCAGUUUUCAUUAUUUUGCUUUAGUAAAACCUUGUUAACAUCAUAAAACUUGCUCAGAAUAUUUGUUCUAAUGAUUAAUCAGCUGAGCUCUAAAAUGGUUACGGUUCGUUGAAAAACAUGGCCACCAUGGGGCGGGGCAGUUUUCCUUAUAUGGCUAUAGUAAAACCUUGUUAAUGAGGAUGUUUGGGCACAAUUAUGACGAUGAUGGUGAUGAUGAUGAUGAUGAUGAUGAUGAUGAUGAUGAUGAUGAUGAUGAUGAUGAUGAUGAUGAUGAUGAUGAUUAUGAUGAUGAUGAUGAUGAUGAUGAUAUGAUGAUGAUGAUGAUGAUGAUGAUGAUGAUGAUGGUGUCACACCAACGACCUUUGUCUUGAUGUCAGAUGGAUACCAUUGAUAAGACUGCUUAUACAGUUUGCAGUCAUUCAGUAGUUUGUGAGUGCUUAUUAAAUAUUUGUGAUUUAACAGAUUUUAUUGUUGUUUCAAUUGGAAUUAUCAAUGCAAGGUAAGUCUGAAAAUUGUUCUGGUAAUUUAAAAAAACUUUGUCCAAAAUGUGAACAACUUGGUAUUAAAAAACAAUCUUAUCACAUUUUUAAGAAGCACAAAAACUGUUUAGUUAAAUACCCAAGUUGUUUUGGAAGUUGUUUUUGCAAAGAUAAUUUAUUUAUACUACAGAUUUUGUGGGCAUGUAAAUUCCAAAUAGUUUGACAGUUGUUUGGAUAUGAUGAUUUUUCAUAUUUCUUGUGUGUGUUCACUUCUGUAUUUUAACUAUGAGAUAUAUUAAGUGUCAAAUGUUUGGUACCUAAAAUGAAGAUCGAUGUUGAAUUUCAAGUAGAUAUUCUCAUACUCAUUUAAUUCCUUACAAUUUACUUUGAUAUAUGAUAACAAUUCAACAUAUUGAAUUUAAUUAUGCAAAACUACUUCAUAAACACUGAAUCUAUUGAGAAAAAAAUACAGUUGUUUUCGGUAUCUUAAGCUGUUCUUGCAAAACAAGUUGUAACAAGUAAUCCCGCAUAACAUCCUAAGAUGCUUAUCUCAUAAUCUCAAAGCUUGACUACAGUUUGUGAAAACAUUGCACUUCCAUUUUCUUUUGCUGAUUAUGCUCAUUAUUGAAUUUCUGUCCUCAUAUAACUUUUAUCAAAAAAAAAACUUUGUGACAAUGGGAAACAAAUGUUUAUUUAAAAACACAUACACAAACAUAAAAAUCUUACUUUUAACACAGAUAUUUAUAUGUCUACCUAAAAAGCAAACCCUUUCUUUUGUCAAAACAACGUAGACAACUCUUGCUUAACGUUACUUCUUUCAGUUGAGCGACCCAGGUCGACCAUGGCCCUCUUGUUAUUCGAAUUCAAUAUAGUGUCUCUCUUGUUUUUUACUAACAGGUUCGUUGGUCUAAAUCUAUUCUUGUUGUUGUUGUUGUUUUUGUUGCUUUCGUUUUUAUUCAUUUGUUUCCAUAUUUUUAAGGCUACAUAGCCCAUGAGAAUGAAUUGAUAACGACUAUAGGUUUAGGCACAAGAUUAGCAUUCAAAAUACAUAAAUUGUGUCUCGAGUGCAUGCUAUACACUCUGUCUCGAUUGCCGUGAUGUGAUCAAACUAUUCAAAAUGAUUGAACUGGACUUUGUUUAGGAUGGCUGUUGUUUUUCUUUUAUUAAAUAUAUUUUGUUAUUGUAUUUUAUGUGCAUGCAAAAGAAAGAAAGCACCCGAAAAAAAAGGUAUUCGAACAUAUGUUUUUUUUAAAACAGUGAAUGUGUAACUGAACAGACACAUGUGAUGAAAUAAUUUAUAGCGCACUUUGUAGCACAAUACCGCAUCUUAUUUUUUUAGGUUUCUCUCACUUUCCGCUCUUACGAUAUUUUCUGUUUAAAUAAAGUCUCUAUUUCGCUGCAAUCCAGUGAAUCCGGAAAGUAUCGUCCCUGAUCAGCCUGUGCGUCCUGAACAGGCUAAUCUGGGACAAAACUUUACGAACAUGCAUGUUAUCCUCUUUUCAUAGAACACGGCUUAACUACCAAAGAAGUGCUAUUCUUAUUUAACGAUAUUACUGUUACACAGUUUGCUUUGUCCAGAUUUCACUCUCAAUUUUAUUGUACCUAUCAAUUUCAAUGAGUGAGCACUUCGAUUAAAUAUUGUUAUAGCUUUUCCAUUGUAAUAUAUGUACAAUAUUAUGCUUACAUAUAUAUUAAUAGGACGAUACAAAUAUAACAAAAGAAUUGAUACAAAAACUGAAGAUCUUUAUUAUUAUGUUUACAUUAGUAUCAUGAUUUAUUAUUAUACAUUUGAAUAUGGAUCAAUGCGUCAAAUGCAGAUAUCCAUAAAACUAUAUAUACCUUGAAUUGAUUUGAGCUACAAUAUGGCAACGGGACAUUCGGGGACUGCGAGUUAGGAGUUGUUAAAAUUGCCAAUAAACAAUGAUAAUAGAAUUCGAUUGUAAUAUGAUCUGACAAAUAUGUUUAGUAAAUUGCAUACGAACUUUAUUUGAGUAAAAAAACCGUUAUAAUAACAUUGACAUUAUAUUUUUUAACAGUUUAUUUUACUCAUGUAACGUAAUCGCUAGAUUUCGGUGAGUGUUUUUUUUUUCGUUAUUCGGACAUUUUAUCAUCCCAUGACGAUUCGCUUUCAGACGUUUUGUGUACGUGUCAUAGGGUUACUUUAAUUACUUAUUUUAUAUAGAUUGUUUAGCAGUAUAGUUGACUUACUAAUAGGACGUCUAUCUUUCUUUGUGGUACUUGAUUUUUAAUAACCAGCCGGUUUUCUUAUUUUAAAACCACUUCCGCCAAAACGUAAAUAAUAACAAAGCCGCCAUUCAAUUAUUGAGUAAAAACCAAUUUUUCAAUGAGUGUACAUUAAAGUUUAUACUCGCACAGUCCAAAAGUUACAUUUAUAUAUAUAUCGAUUGUAUUUUGCUAUUGCUCAGUUAUGAUGCAAUACUGUAAUUGUAUAUUAUAUUUUUUUCACUGUACUUAUU
This is a messenger RNA of Dreissena polymorpha, 6368 nucleotides long. Its product is annotated as degenerin mec-10-like. Gene Ontology annotation, cellular component: membrane. The transcript is spliced from 11 exons. Bases 172 to 1767 code for a protein of 531 amino acids. The record is from RefSeq and is a predicted model, not a curated record. Gene Ontology annotation, molecular function: ligand-gated sodium channel activity. Gene Ontology annotation, biological process: sodium ion transmembrane transport. NCBI's taxonomy places the organism in Eukaryota, Metazoa, Mollusca, Bivalvia, Myida, Dreissenidae.